UUGAAGUUGCUGUCUCGGCCCUCCUUAUCCUUAUCUCGCCCACCGUUCUAAAACCCUUCCCUUCCUCUCCUUCCACUUCUUCUAUCUCUCACAAUUCAGCAAUGGCUUCUUCUAUAGUUACCUCUAGCUUGAAGCCUUUAGCCAUGGCGGAUUCUUCCUCUUCUACCAUUUUCUCCCACCCUUCCAUCUCCUCUACCAUCUCUUCCUCCAGAAUUCGCUGCUCUAAUGUUUCACUCCUCACGGGACACAUUAACCUGCCCCUCUCUUUCUCUCGCUUCUCUCGCUUCUCUCUAUCUCUCAAAUCCAAAACCCACCUUAAAAAAUCCCCCUUUGUCUCCUUCGUUGCUCAGACUUCGGAUUGGGCUGAAGAAGGUGGGGAAGGAAGCGUCGCCGUUGAGGAGAACGAGGACAGUUUCGAGUCACAAGAUGCUGAAGGAGAUGUGAGCGAAGGAGCUGAGUUCCCGGAGCCAUCGGAAGAAGCCAAGCUUUUCGUCGGAAAUUUGGCGUAUGAUGUUGAUAGCCAAGCAUUGGCUAUGCUCUUUGAGCAAGCCGGUACUGUUGAAAUCGCCGAGGUUAUAUACAAUAGGGAAACUGACCAGAGUCGUGGGUUUGGAUUUGUGACAAUGAGUACCGUGGAAGAAGCUGAGACAGCUGUCGAGAAGUUCAACCGUUAUGAUCUGAACGGACGUCUUCUGACGGUAAACAAGGCAGCUCCAAGAGGAUCACGUCCAGAACGUGCACCUCGGGUAUAUGAACCUGCAUUCAGAGUCUAUGUAGGGAAUCUACCAUGGGAUGUGGACAAUGGCCGUCUAGAACAGGUUUUCAGCGAGCAUGGUAAAGUUGUGGAAGCUAGGGUGGUUUACGACCGUGAGACAGGUCGUUCACGUGGAUUCGGGUUCGUCACAAUGUCUAACGAGAAUGAACUCAACGACGCCAUCGCUGCUCUUGAUGGACAGAACAUGGAGGGUAGAGCAAUCAGAGUGAAUGUAGCGGAGGAGCGCCCAAGGCGUGGAUUUUAAAGCUGAGAUUUCUCUGUGCCCUCUCUCCCCCUCUCUUGCAUUUUGUUUAGACGAGAUUCUUACACUCUUCAACGAUUGUUUUUGGCUGAACUCUGAAUGUGAAAGUUAAGCUUCUUCUAAAGUAAUAUGUAUCGCUUCGCUUUUGAUGAUC
Arabidopsis lyrata subsp. lyrata is the source of this 1170-nucleotide messenger RNA. Its product is annotated as 31 kDa ribonucleoprotein, chloroplastic. Gene Ontology annotation, molecular function: mRNA binding. Bases 102 to 1019 code for a protein of 305 amino acids. Gene Ontology annotation, cellular component: cytosol. The transcript is spliced from 4 exons. The record is from RefSeq and is a predicted model, not a curated record. NCBI's taxonomy places the organism in Eukaryota, Viridiplantae, Streptophyta, Magnoliopsida, Brassicales, Brassicaceae.